Molecule: messenger RNA, 1623 nt
Organism: Leishmania major strain Friedlin
Lineage: Eukaryota; Euglenozoa; Kinetoplastea; Trypanosomatida; Trypanosomatidae
Product: amastin-like protein
Exons: 1
Coding region: 1-1623 (540 amino acids)
Source: RefSeq, a predicted model, not a curated record
AUGUCCCAAGUCGUGCGACGAAAGAAGAUGUUCGACGACGUAUCCUCCUUUUCCGAGGAGGACGACGUCGAUGACGAGGCGAUGAUGCAGCACAAUGUAAAGUCACCACCCGUGAUGCGCUCAGCGCACCAUGUGGACGCUGCAGCUUCUUAUUUGACGGCGCUCUCAGCAACAGCAGCACCACAGGCUGAUAGCGAUGACGAUUCCAACGCCUUUGUGCCCAAGCCGGCGUCUUCAUUCCAACAGGUGACGAAGCCGGAGGGCGCUGGUAGAGAAAACGCGGGACACGUGACGAUGGUUGCACGUGUGUCCGUGUCGUUGACUCCGAAGGACUCUCCGCGAGCUGCAUCGCCAGCGGAGCCGUCGGCGCAGGCUCAAGUGCUUGUGCAAUACCCCACAGCAACCAUGCAAGCUCUACAGCAGCCCGAAUCCGCUGGGGCCGGCGACUUGCCGUGGAGCAGGGCAGUGCUGGGCAGCGCCUCUGCGUACAGCGCGCCGGCAGCUGUGUCACAGCGGCAGUCAUGGCCAGAGGAGGUCGAAACCGCCGUAAACCCUGAGCACCCUGGCGCCGAUAAGGCGAGUUUGCAGAAGGGCCGCCGCCGCGCCUACACCCCGUGUGUGCAUAGCUCGCGCGCGAAUGAACGCGGCGGCAGUGCAGCUGCGACUGGUGGUGAAGGUGCCAUUCCUGCGCAGCACCCUGAGCAAAUGGAAACGGAGGCGGGAGCAUUCGCCACCACGGAGAACCGUGGGGAGGUCAAGAGCACGCGACUUAGCCCUGACGAGUCCGAUGACGAGAUGUACGAGCAGUACACGCCAGCCUCCAUGAACCGAGCAACGGCAGCGCACAUAGAGUACUCCGGCGAGGAAUACGCGACCCACUAUGGCGCGCACACCGGCCUUAGACAAGGCUCACACAGCGCAGUCAGCAAGGACAAGGACUUCCCUUUCGCUUCGUACAUCUUCCCCCGCCUCAACCCGGCCUUGGCUGACUAUCAGGGAGCCCGCACCGCGGUUGCUGCGGUGAAGCAGGGUGAGGUGAUGCCGCCCAACGCGGUGGAGACGUGCUGCGCGUACCUGAUGGUGGCAGAUAUUCGCGUCGCUGUCUACCUCAUCGUGCUCUUCGUAUCGGUCGCACUGGCACUGGUGUCGAUCCCCACGUCGCAGUUGGACGUCGUGGGCGCGGCUUGCUUCACGUACUGGGGCUACAAAGACAACUGCGACAACUCUACCUACACGAUCCCUCGGCCGCUGUAUCCCACCCCUUAUAUCCGCAGACACCUCGGCGUGGGCGCCGCCUUCUCUAUCGUCACGCUGAUUGUGCUCCUGGUGAAUUUCGCGGCCGCCGUCAUUGCUGUCUGCUGCCUAACGCAGGCACCUCACACCAUCUCGCUCAACUCUCGCAUCGUCCUCGGCACCCUCGGGUGUGUAGGAGCGUUGACGCAGCUGAUUUCCUGGGCGGUGGUGGCAAGAAUCUACAAUUCUGGUCACUACGCCGCAGGUGAGCUCGCAUACGGAGCCGGCUUCGGGCUUAAUCUCUCGUCGUGGGUGAUGCACCUUCUCGGUGUCGCACUCGUCUUCGCCGCACCCUCCCAUUUUGUGAACCGCCGCCAGCAGCGCGGCUGA